AUGCUGUCUCCCGAGCCCACAAGGGCCCUUGAUGAGUUGUCGUGGUCUUGGGCAGAUAGCACCACGACAUGCCACGAUGGCAGUAUUCAGACUGUCCGUCUGCGUCUUGUCAUCAUCUUCCGUCUUGUCGUGGACGAUGAUACUACGCUGAGAGAGUCAUCGUCGGCUGUGGGGUUUGCCAGACAACGUGGCUGGCAUUCUUUUGCGGAUCUUGCUGGCCAUCUCUUCUUUUCCUUUCCCCUUUCUCCCUUUCUCCCUUCUUUUCUGUCGUGUCUACCGUCGUCAUUUUUGUCUCUUUUCUGUCUCGUCUACCGUGCCGCUCGCAUCCCUCCCCCUCAUCCUUCCGCGCGCUCUCUUUCGCCUCUCGCCCCGAGCUUCAUCGUAUGA
Messenger RNA from Monascus purpureus, 387 nucleotides. Lineage: Eukaryota; Fungi; Ascomycota; Eurotiomycetes; Eurotiales; Aspergillaceae. The record is from the annotation of a GenBank genome assembly.